AUGAUACAUGAUAUUGGAGAAGAAUCAUUCAAGAGAGCGCAUGUGUAUGAUACUUUAUGUAAAGACAAGGAAGAACCUUUGUACCCGGGAUGCACAAACUUUACACGGUUGUCAGCUGUGUUAAGAUUGUUUAAUUUGAAGGCGAAAAAUGGAUGGAGUGAUAAAAGUUUCACUGAUUUGCUUGGAUUGUUGAAAGAAAUGCUUCCAGAAGGUAACACAAUGCCGAAUCGUCAUUAUGAAGCCAAGAAAGUAUUGUGUCCGAUGGGCAUGGAGUAUGAAAAAAUACAUGCAUGCCCUAAUGAUUGCAUCUUAUACAGAAAAGAGUUUGAAAACUAUGAUCAUUGUCUGAAGUGCAAGGCCUCACGCUACAAAAAGAAAGAUGGUGAUUCCAAUGAUGAUGUGAGCACAAAGGGUCCUCCUGCAAAAGUGUUAUGGUACCUACCAAUAAUUUCAAGGUUCAAGAGAUUGUUCUCUAAUGCAAAUGACGCAAAGAACCUUAGAUGGCAUGCAGAAGAGAGAAUUGAUGAUGGAAAAAUUCGCCAUGUAGCUGAUUCUUUGCAAUGGAAGAAUAUUGAUGGGAAUUUUGCCAAAGAGUCGAGAAACCUUAGACUUGGACUUGCUACCGAUGGAAUGAAUCCAUAUGGUAAUCUAAGUUGUAACCAUAGUUCAUGGCCUGUUCUCUUGAUAAUUUACAACCUAUCUCCUUCGUUGUGCAUGAAGCGUAAAUAUAUGAUGUUAUCUAUGAUGAUUCCGGGCCCAAAACAACCAGGAAACGACAUAGAUGUUUAUCUAAGUCCACUGAUUGAUGAUUUAAGAUUGUUGUGGGAGCAAGGAGUUGAUUUUCUUGAUGCGUAUUCCGGUGAACAUUUCAAUAUGCGUGCCAUGUUGUUUUGCACCAUCAACGACUUUCCGGCAUAUGGUAAUUUGUCUGGUUACAGUGUUAAAGGGCAUAAAGCGUGUCCUAUUUGUGAGAAAGAUACAAGUUACCAUCAACUUAAUAAUGGAAGGAAGACUGUUUAUCUUGGGCAUCGAAAAUUCUUAGACCGUUAUCAUCCAUAUCGUAAAAUGAAGAAAGCUUUCAACGGAAAAGCAGAGCAUGGUCUUGCUCCAAAACCCUUGACUGGAGAGGAAGUUUAUCAACGACAACAACAUGUGAAUGUUGUCUUUGGAAAGAAACAAAAGAAGCCUGCUGAAAAAAAUAUAUGGAAAAAGAGGUCGGUGUUCUUUGAUCUUCCAUAUUGGUCAAGUCUUGAUGUAAGACAUUGUAUUGAUUUGAUGCAUGUAGAGAAAAAUGUUUGUGAUAGUCUCAUUGGAACACUUCUUCACAUUAAAGGAAAGACAAAAGAUGGGUUAAGUGCUCAUUUGGAUUUGGCUGAUAUGGGUAUACGACAGCAAUUAACUCCACAACAGAUAGGUAACAAGACAUAUUUGCCUCCAGCAUGUCACACUUUGUCUAAAAAAGAGAAAAUAAGUUUUUGUGAGUGUUUAGAGGGUAUCAAAGUACCGCAAGGUUACUCAUCAAAUAUCAAGAGACUUGUAUCAAUGAAAGAUCUCAAGUUAAAUGGCUUAAAAUCCCAUGACUUUCAUGUUCUGAUGCAGCAACUACUACCAGUUGCUAUUCGUGGAAUACUGCCUAUUAAAGUUAGGAAAACUAUAACUAGGCUGUGCUUAUUCUUCAAUGCAAUAUGUAGUAAAGUCAUUGAUCCAUCGAAGUUAGACGAGUUGGAAAAUGAGGCUGCAGUCAUCUUGUGUCAGUUGGAGAUGCAUUUUCCUCCUUCAUUUUUUGACAUUAUGGAACACUUGAUUGUUCAUUUGGUAAGGGAGAUUAGAUUGUGUGGUCCAGUUUGUUUAAGGUGGAUGUAUCCAGUAGAGCGGUACAUGAAGAUCCUAAAAGGAUAUACUAUGAAUCCCUACCGUCCUGAAGCUUCGAUUGUUGAAAGGUACAUUGCAGAAGAAGCUAUUGAGUUUUGUUCAAACUAUUUGUCAGAAGUGGAUGCUAUAGGGGUUCCAAAGUCUCGUCAUGAUGGAAGAUGUGAAGGUAUGGGUACGCAAGGUUUAAAUGUCAAGUGCAUGACUUGGAAGGUACUUCAUCCAGCGCAUUUGUAUAUAUUGAAUAACACCGAUGAAGUUCAACCUUACUUAGCUGCCCACUAA
Molecule: messenger RNA, 2154 nt
Organism: Lotus japonicus
Lineage: Eukaryota; Viridiplantae; Streptophyta; Magnoliopsida; Fabales; Fabaceae
Exons: 1
Coding region: 1-2154 (717 amino acids)
Source: RefSeq, a predicted model, not a curated record